This is a messenger RNA of Carya illinoinensis, 554 nucleotides long. RefSeq names its product disease resistance protein RGA2-like. The record is from RefSeq and is a predicted model, not a curated record. The transcript is spliced from 2 exons. Bases 18 to 350 code for a protein of 110 amino acids. NCBI's taxonomy places the organism in Eukaryota, Viridiplantae, Streptophyta, Magnoliopsida, Fagales, Juglandaceae.
CCUUCUUGAAGAAAAACAUGGUUGAUAUUGUCUCUAGCCUCGCUGCCAGUCUCUUGCAGAAAUUUGGCUCUCUAGUUUAUCAAGAGUUCUGCUUGGCAUGGGGCGUCCAGAGCGACCUGCAAAAGCUUGAGAGCACGAUUUCCGACAUUAACAUCAACGAGCUCUUGGAUGCUGAAUACAAGCAAGCAAGCAACCCCAUGCUGAGGAACUGGCUUGGGAGGCUCAAAGUUGUCUUAUCUGAUGCAGAGGAUGUGAUAGAUGAAAUUGAGUACAAAGUUUUAAGGAAGCAAGCGAUUAGAGCGUACAGAAGCACUAGUUCAAAGCUUCCACCUUUCGUGAGCCACGAGUAGUCCCAAUGCGAGACUGAACGUAUGAAUUAGCUUUGUUCGAAUUUAGAUACAUAUAUGUCUCUUCCUUAAAUUGCAUAAAGAUAUGUAAAAUACAUAAAUAAAUACAUGCAGUGACAUGUGUGUAUAAAGUGUGUGCGAUAGUUAGUUGGAUUGGUGGAUAUAUGUAUUUGCUUCCAUAUAUGUUAUUAUUGCUCUAUCUAUCUA